AUGCCAUCCUCCCGCCGCUCAUCGCGGGCCGGGUCGUCAGGGGGGAAGAAAGACUCGAAAGUGCCUCCUGAGAUUCUCCACCAGUUCGGCCGCGCAAUCCUUUCCUACUCCCUAAAGAAGCUUAGCGAGCAAAAGGCACCUUCCAAAUCUCGAUCCCAAAGUUCCCGGCGCAAAUCCAGCCGCAGCAAGCCCCGGGAGCCCUCCUCCGCCAGCAAACGCGGCAGCAGCCGCGAUUUGCCCCGCAGCGACAGCGGCGAUAUGCAUGCGCUCGUCAGCCAGCUCGCGGUCGGCGUCUUUGCCUUUGGCAUCCGCGCCCUCAUCCGGCGCAGGAAGGAAGCCAAGAAAAAGGCGGCUGCGGCUGCUGCCGCAGCCGGCACCCGGUCCGUUCCCGGCGAUCCGGGAGGGGCCGGGGACAAGAAAGUCGGCGCCGGCGCGGUCGACCCGGAGUUGUCCGCCGCCCUCGACAGCGUCACCCAGGAGCUGCAGGGCGUGUCCGACUCGAUCAGGCGGUUGGCCCACUCUGCACCGCCGCCGUCGCACCGCGACUGCAUGGUCCGGAACGUGCUGGUGGCGGAUGCGGACCGCUUGACGGGGUCGCUCGCAAACAUGCAGGCGAGCAUUCACAAUAUGAAGAAUCUACAUCCGGGGUUGGAACAGGGUAUGCGGAGUCGGCAGCAGAGCACGAGGAGGGAGGGCUUUAGGGAAAGGGGUGGGGUGGAUGAAGUGGACCGUCGAACGGAGAAGCGCGCGACAAGAAGCAGAGGAACACCGCGGACAGAGGAAGCAAGGUCGAGAAGCAGGAGGGUAGAUCUGACCAGGGAAGAGGAGAGUGACGAGGGGCAUCGGAGCCACAGGGGGUAUCGGACCCGCGUUCAGCCUGGAGAACGGCAUCGACACCGUCGGAGGCGAGACGACGAGGAGGUCCCCCCGGGCCGGCGGCCUGCGCCAUUGCAGCGGUGA
Chaetomium globosum CBS 148.51 is the source of this 960-nucleotide messenger RNA. RefSeq lists its product as uncharacterized. The transcript has a single exon. The record is from RefSeq and is a predicted model, not a curated record. Bases 1 to 960 code for a protein of 319 amino acids. NCBI's taxonomy places the organism in Eukaryota, Fungi, Ascomycota, Sordariomycetes, Sordariales, Chaetomiaceae.